AUGAAGAAACCUGAGAUUGAUACCAACACUGUUGUCAAAUCCAUCAAGCAAAGAUUCUCAAGCGUUUUUGAACAAUGUAUUGGUAAAACACCCAACUUUACAUGCUCUUUAAAACUAAAAGAUAAUUCAAGACCUGUGUACUUAAAACCCAGACCAGUACCUCAUGCCCUUCGAGAAGCUGUUGAGAAUGAACUAGAAAAACUCGAAAAGGAAGACAUAAUAGAGAAAGUGGACCAAUCUGAGUGGGGAACACCAAUUGUUGUGAUUCCAAAAGCAAAUGGAUCGGUCCGUAUUUGCGCGGAUUACAAGGUAACUGUGAACCAACAACUACAUGACAGUCGUUAUCCAAUACCAAGAAUAGAGGAUAUCCUUAACAAAAUGAGAAAUGGAAACUAUUUUUGCACUUUAGACAUUUACAAGGCUUAUUUACAUCUUUCAGUGGACUCUGAAAGUUCUAAAAUCCAGACAAUUACCACACAUAAGGGUACAUAUAUAGCCAAAAGACUGUUUUUCGGAAUUAAGACAGCUCCAAAUGAAUUUCAUAAAUUUAUUGACCAAGUUGUACAAAAUCUUGAAGGAACAGUGGCGUAUUUUGAUGAUAUUGUUGUACAAGGCUGCACUUUUGAAGAGUGCAAAUCCAGGCUCAUAAAGGUCUUAGAAAAAUUGGAAGAACACAAUCUACAUGUAAAUGUUGAAAAAUGCAAGUUUUUUGAGAGAAAGGUGCAGUAUCUGGGUCAUAUCAUCAGCAAAGAUGGUAUCCAGAAAUCACCAGAAAAGGUGAGGGCAAUCCAGGAUGCUCCCCGCCCAUCAAAUAUCACAGGAGUGCGUCAAUUCCUUGGACUAGUACAGUACUAUUCAAAGUUCAUCAAAGAUGCAUCUACAGUGCUAAAUCCCUUACACCAGCUUCUAAGGAAAGACAAACGUUUUCAUUGGUCCCAGGAAUGUGAAAAAGCUUUUACUCGUGUUAAAGAAGAGAUAGCAAGUGACACAGUUCUUACUCCAUACAAUCCAGACUUACCCGUGAUACUUGCCACAGAUGCUAGUCCUGUUGGCUUAUCAGCUGUGCUCUCUCAUAAAAUGCCAAAUAAUGAAGAGAAGCCUAUUGUGUUUGCCAGCAGAUCCCUCACUGCUGCAGAGCGCAACUAUAGCCAAUUGGACAGAGAAGCAACUGCUGUAUACUGGGGGUGUAAAAAAAUGUUUGAUUAUAUAUACGGAAGGAAGUUUACUCUUUGCAUUGACAACAAACCACUAAUGACCAUAUUUCAUCCAGACAAGAAACUACCACUGUUGACUUCAUCCAGGAUGCUUAGAUACGCUCAUUUUCUUUCAGGAUUUGAUUAUGAGAUUGUACACAAAAAGUCAAGCGACCACUGUAAUGCAGAUUACCUCUCAAGACAUCCUUUGCCAAUAAAAGAAGAGAAUAUCAAUGUGGUUGACGAAGAUUACACUGUUCGAAGAGAAACAAUACACUGCAUAACAACCGAUACUAUCAUGGCUAAAGACAUAGAAAAAGAAACGUCACUUGAUGAAGAACACUCUUGUUUAAAGGAAAAGCUCCUAAACGGAGAAGUCGCUAACCCAGAAAUAUCACUGCAAGACGGAAUCAUUUUUAGAGGAAAUCGUGUUGUCAUUCCGAAAAAGCUACAACCUAAAAUCCUCCAAGAAUUACACUCAACACACGUAGGAAUAGUGCGGAUGAAGAGUCUGGCAAGAAACUACUGUUACUGGAAAAACAUUGAUACAGAUAUUGAGAGUAUGGUGGCAAGUUGUAAGGCAUGUUGUGAGAAUAAGAAAAACCCAGAGAAGGCCCCUACCCAUGUUUGGGAAAUACCAAAACGCAAUUGGCAGCGAGUCCACAUGGAUUAUGCAGGACCUUUUCUAAAUCACAACUUCUUGAUUGUUGUAGAUGCCAGAUCAAAGUAG
Messenger RNA from Macrosteles quadrilineatus (aster leafhopper), 1923 nucleotides. RefSeq lists its product as uncharacterized. The record is from RefSeq and is a predicted model, not a curated record. Bases 1 to 1923 code for a protein of 640 amino acids. The transcript has a single exon. Lineage: Eukaryota; Metazoa; Arthropoda; Insecta; Hemiptera; Cicadellidae.